AUGGAUCAGGUUUUGAGGAAUGCUGCCGAGCAAGGAAACAUUGACACCUUGUACUCGUUGAUUGCAAUGGACGCGAGAGUUUUGGACAAGAUGGAUGAGAUUCCAUUCGUUCAGACCCCUUUACACGUAGCUGCAGCGGCAGGACAAACCCAGUUUGCGAUGGAGAUGAUAAUGUUAAAGCCAUCAUUUACUAGGAAGCUUAACCCAGAUGGCUUCACCCCAUUGCUCCUUGCUUUGGAUAAAAGUCGCACCCAAUUGAUGCACGAGCUACUUGCUGUUCAUAAGGACCUUAUUUGUACAAAAGGAAGGGGUGGUAUGAAUCCUUUACAUUAUGCAGCUCAAUCAGGAAACCUGCAUAUGUUGGCUGAAUUUCUAAGAUUCGCCCCCAAGACUAUUGAAGACGUGACAAGUCAAAGCGAGACUGCUCUGCAUAUUGCAUUGAGAAACAAGAAGUUAGAUGCUUUUGAACUCCUGGUUGGAUGGCUUCAGCGGGCCUGGUUUAAAAAUGCGGCAUUCUGGGAGAAGAGGAUUGUGAAUUGGAAGGAUGCAGAAGGAAACACUGUGUUGCACAUUGCAGCAUCCGAAAAUGCACCUCAGGUAGUAAGGUGGUUAUUGGAUUGUGGAGGACUCCUUGUAAACAUCAAGAAUCUAGAGGGUUUUACUGCUCUGGACAUCGCGGUGGCUAGGCAAACACAAGAGGAAAACCAAGAGAUGAGGAAUAUGCUAUGCCGUGCCGGAGCAAAACUUGCUUCAUCUCUUCCUACGAUUGCCUCUUGGGAAGAUUACUUAAGAUCUCCUGUCUCAAUUAAUGAGAAGUUAUUCAUAUGGUUCUUUCGUGAGAGAAUGCAAUUUUCAAACGACUUUCGCAAUAUGUUGUUGGUGGUUGCAGUACUGCUUGUAACAAUUGCCUACCAAGCUGUACUCAGCCCCCCUGGAGGAGUUUGGCAAGAUAAUCAGUUCAAUAUCGCAGCCGCCACCAGCAAAAACUGGAAGAUAAGAAUAAUGGGUAUUCUCCAAGCCCUCUAUAGAACCUUGUCUCUGGGGUUAAGAGGGGUUUCUCUGAUGCCAUUGAUGGGUCUGAAAAAUGGGUUCUCUCUCAGUAAUGGAUCUGAGGCUGAUUUGUUCUCUCCUGGAGGUGGGAAUGGUGGGAAGCCCAGUACCCAAAACUCAUGUCUGUCUGCAACACCAAACAUGAAAGAGGCUGCCUCUGUUCCUCAACCUCCAACGCCACUUCAGGAGAAGAAGUCUCAGGUUCCUGCUGCAAAUGAACAGGGUAGUGCUCCUGCUGCAAAGUAA
Corylus avellana is the source of this 1296-nucleotide messenger RNA. Its product is annotated as ankyrin repeat-containing protein BDA1-like. Gene Ontology annotation, molecular function: protein binding. NCBI's taxonomy places the organism in Eukaryota, Viridiplantae, Streptophyta, Magnoliopsida, Fagales, Betulaceae. The record is from RefSeq and is a predicted model, not a curated record.